Dracunculus medinensis (Guinea worm) is the source of this 1068-nucleotide messenger RNA. The record is from the annotation of a GenBank genome assembly. Lineage: Eukaryota; Metazoa; Nematoda; Chromadorea; Rhabditida; Dracunculidae.
AUGGGUGAUAACAAAAAUGAUAAGUGUUUCUCGAAUAUUGACGAUGAUAUUAUUGUUGAAUUUGCAGCGGUUCGGAGUAAUGUUUCUUCUAAAAUUGCUUGCAUUGAAAGCAAAAAAGAUGAUGUUGGUGGCUGUCAAAAGGCAAAUCCGCCUAUAAAUUCAAUUGUUAAUUACGAUGGGAAUUCUUUAAAAAAAAGGGAACGAAAGGCGGAAAUCGGCGCUGGCAAGGAACGGAAAGAGUUUCAGAAAACGAUUGAAAAAUUUGAAAGAGAUGUUAGGAGUACGUACAAUACGAAAUGUGAACAUAAUCUCUUUUGUAUAAUCAGCGAGGAUCUUGAUAAUCUUAUCAAUGGUUUUAAAAAAUCAGUUGAACGUUUUUUUGAAAAAAGGAAUAUUGCAAAUCAACUUUUGUUCGAAGAACAUGGACAAGUUAUUUAUUGGAGAAGGAAGACCUUGGAAGUUAUAGUUGAAAACGAAAAAUUAACUCGAUUUGAAUAUAUGACACUGGAGCCUUUUUUUGUAUUUUUCUUGGGUGGCGAAGCAUUUACGAAUCUUAUAAAAUCACAUUCUUUCGAUGGAUAUAUUCAAAAUCAACGAAACGGAAUAAGUUUUUUUUCACCUCGUAUCACAGUUAUAGUGUAUGGAAUUCAUCAAGUGGAAAUUAAUAAGAUUCAAAUACAUUUUUUCGAUUCAUUGGAUGAUAUAUCUGUUUUUAUUGGUCAAAUGCAUCGAUCAAUUGCAAAACGAAUAAAGCGAUCUGAGGGGAAACAACAAAUAAUUGGAACUGAGAAGGGUACAAAAGAGGAAGAAAUGAUUAUAUCUGACUGGUGGUCAAAAAUGCUUAAACAUAUUCAUAGAAUAGGAGAUGAUCAUUGUCGCACUUUACUGAAACAUUUCCCAAAUCCGUUCGACUUUAUGAAAAAAUUGAAUCAACAAAAUGCAUCAGAUGCUAUUAAGAUGAUCGAAAACAUAAAAACAGACCGUGGGCGAAAAAUCGGGCCAAUGCUGGCGCGUAAAAUCUAUCUUGUACUUACUAGCAGUGAUGGAUCAGAAAUAAUAAAUGAUUGA